AUGUCAAUUGUAAAUUUAACAUUUAUAUACUCCUCAUUAUUUACCCCCGCCAAUAGUGCCUUUUCAACAUUUACAUCUGUUACUAAUAUUUAUUUGAGACAACCAACAUCACCAACAAUAAGAAAGUUCCCAGUUGAAAUCAUUAAAAGUAAUUUAGUAUCGUUCAUUUCCGAUGGGCCUUUUACAGAGGAGACAAGUCCAAUAGACUUAUCAAGUUUCAAUAAUUUAAAAACUUUAUCAUUCACAACUGUUGGAUCUUUUGGUAAAAAUGGGUUACCUUUUUCAAAGUUACCUCCAAAUUUAAAGAGUUUUACUUUUUCAAAUGGUAAUUUACCCCUCAGUAAUUUAGACUUUACCAUAUUUAAUAAUAUUGAAAGUGUUUCUUUAGGAGAAAAUGGAAUUACAUCAAAUUUACCAAUUUUUACUGGUAUAAAUAUUAUAAAUUUUAAUUUAUCAGGAAAUGCAAUUAAAGGACCUAUUGAUAAGUCAUGGUGUAGUACAAAUUUAGAUUUAUCAUAUAAUGUAUUUUCAGGUUCAGUUCCAACAUGUUUUUCAUCAUAUUUUUGUGUAGAAAAAAUUUAUAAAGCUUUUGCAGGAAAUGUUUUUACAGGGUAUACCAAUCAAUGUGCACAAACUGCUCUCCCAUCAACCAUUAAGAUAGAGGGAUCAAAUACUGUAAUUUAUGGAAGUGAUUUAGGUUUUGGUUCCAGUUUUAUUUCAAGUACACCUACAUAUAACUGGAAACCAGUAAUAUUUAGCAAAUCAUACAUUAUUGAAGGCCUUACAACUCCAACCAACUUUAGUAUUUCACUAUUACCAUUUAACAAACAAUUUACAUUAUCAAGUUCCGAUAAUGUACCUGUAGUUUCAAGUUAUGGUGUUUCUAUUAAUGGGGAUAGUUCAGCAACUGUUACAAUCAUUGGCGCUUAUUUUAGUUAUAAUACAACAGCCAUAUCGGUUGUUUAUGAUACUGCAGAAUGUGCUGUAGUAACUUCUUCUUUCGAAAGUAUUGUUUGUAAAAUUAAAAGUUAUAGCUCGUCUUUAGCCAGCAUGCUUAGGGCGACAAUAUUAAGAGUUGGCGAUAAACAAAUUCAAUAUGUUUCAAAUCUUACAGCUAAUGUCGGAAUGGUAGUACCAAAACUCUGUUCUUAUACUUAUAAUUCAACAUGUCCAAAUGAUUGUUCAGGUAAUGGUACUUGUAUAAUUUUGACAGGAAAAUGUAAAUGUUUACCAGGCUUCCAAUCAAUAGAUUGCUCAUUACCCUAUAUAGAAUGCCCAGUUAAUUCCCUUACCAAUCAGGUUUGUAGUGGUGGCUCAAAUACCUGUGAAACCACUACUGGUGUGUGUAAUUGUGACUCAUCACAUCAGGGAGUAGCAUGCGAAAAUCAAUUUAAACAGUGUCCAUGUGGUGGUAAUAAAUUUGGUAGUUGUACCAAUACCACAGGUUCGUGUAAAUGUUUAAGUGAUUGGACCGGUACAGACUGUUCCAUACCAAACCAUUAUUGUUCAAGUAUAACACCAGCUCCAAGCGAUGGCAAUGUGCAAGUGACUCUUUAUGGUUGGUUUGGUAAUGAUCAUAAAAAUCUUAAAGUAGUUAUUGGUGGUAAUGACUGUCCUGUCAUUAAUAAAGAUAGCUCAACAAUAAAUUGCACAGUUGCUCCAGGGUCUGUAGGUCUUACAUCAGUAAAUAUAACACAAAAUAAUAUAUCAUGGUUUGGUAAAGAUCGUUUCCAAUAUUAUUCAGUUGUUAAAGAAAAGAAGUGCCCAAAUGAUUGUAGCUCAAAUGGUCAGUGCGAUACCAAAUCAGGAAUUUGCUUAUGUAAUAAUAACUAUUCAGGUUUUGAUUGCAGUGCAUAUUCACCAGAGGAGGAGGAAGAAGAUAGCAGCAGUAAUCCAAAUAAACCACCAAAAUCAACAAACACAGUUGACAGUUCAUCUUCUGCUAUUUCAAUUAAUAACGAACAAACCAGUUAUAAUUUAUUAAUUGUUAAGCUUUUGGAAAUUGAUAUCUAUGGUAAUCCAGCCAAGACUUAUGAAUUAAAAGAUAAUUGGAAAUAUGACCCAGACCACUCAAAUAAAACUUUUUACCAAUUUAAUCAAAAAUUAAACAAUUUAAACAACCCAGAUAACAAUACAUGGAUUAAAUCAACAAUCGAAGAGAUUAAAAAGAAUCGUAUUCAAGAAUUUGCAGGUAAUCAAUUUUUAUUAGAAAAAAAUUCUAUUAAAGUUUCAAUAGAAUUAUUCAACUACACUUUUGAUAACAAUUUAAAUACUUUACAAUUACAAAUCGAAUCUUCAGUAGAUGUAUUAAAAGACCAUCAAGGUAAUCAAUGUAAUAAUGCCACAACAAGUGUUUCAGAAUCAAAUUUAUCAGAAUCCAAUUUAAAUUAUUUAAAAAUUACAAAAAAUUCAAAAGUUCUCUUUGGUAGAUUUAUAAACUCCAUUUUAUCUGAUGGCCGUGCAACUUUUAUUACAAGUGGAAUAGUUGAAAGAAAUAACGAUUCUUUAAUUGUCGGUUUAAAUUUACCACAUUGUUCAAAUUGUUUAAUUGAUCCUGAUUUUUCUGUAUUAGUAGAUUCAUCUUAUAAAUCAACAUGUGGUGAAGAUAAUAAAAAAUCAUGGGUAUUACCUGUUUCGAUUGUAGUACCUUGUGUAUUCGCAGCAUCAGCAAUCAUCAUUGGUGCUUUUCUUUAUAAAAGACAUCGUACAAAAAUAUUAUUGGCAACAAAUAGAUACAAAUUCUCUUUAAAAUCUUUAUCUAAAAAAAAUAAAGAUGAUUUAUAUGUAAAUUAA
Molecule: messenger RNA, 2793 nt
Organism: Dictyostelium purpureum
Lineage: Eukaryota; Evosea; Eumycetozoa; Dictyosteliales; Dictyosteliaceae
Exons: 6
Coding region: 1-2793 (930 amino acids)
Source: RefSeq, a predicted model, not a curated record